Messenger RNA from Caenorhabditis sp. 36 PRJEB53466, 1252 nucleotides. Lineage: Eukaryota; Metazoa; Nematoda; Chromadorea; Rhabditida; Rhabditidae. The record is from the annotation of a GenBank genome assembly.
AUGAAUCCCAAAUUUACGACAGAUCUCAACGGGAAAAAGUGUGUAAAAUGUGAUUUAGAAGCACACUUCACUGGUGAGGACUUAAUUUGAACAUGGAAAAAAUAAAUUCUUCAGGCGUUGAUCCAAAAAAAGCCUGGUACUGCAAGGAGUGCUUCAUUCAGAUGGUUAGAAACAAGUUCAGAUCGGCGCUCAGUAAAAAGAAGAUUUUUAAGGUUUGAACUUGUCUUGUUUGUAAAAGUAACAAUGAUUAUUAGGAUGCAGAAGCUCGAGACACGCUCGUGGUCUACGACGGAAGCCCGUCUGCGACAUUCCUUCUGAAUCAAAUCAACGAUGCAGUGAACCAAAUCACGUACAAACGGCUUAUGAUCCAGCCAACAGUAAUAAAGUUAAUCGAAUCAGAAACGAAUUCGGAAUUUUUAUAGAUUCUUGUUCUGGUCUCAGUCACCGACGAUGAUGCCAUCCAGAUGGUCAUGAACAGAGUCCAGGAGAUCAAAAAAGAGCUUGUGACCAAAGCUCGAUGGAUUGUGGCCCACGUGGCAUACUGCAUGUACUCCGGCUCGAGCAAAGAGCUUUCAGUACUAGAAGACUCUGUUUGCAACGGAUUGGAAAAUAUCGGCGAUUACACAAGCCUCCUCGGUUCUUGCUCGGUUCCGACGUAUCGCAAAGAGCUUGAAAGGAUUUUGAAAGAGAAAUGUUUGUUAAAAAUUGGAAGUUCGCUUGGAAUAUCAAAGUGCAUGGUUCCGGACGAUGCCGAUGACCUCGGACGGCUGGCACUCAAUCAGUUAUGUCUCGGCAGGGGUAAGUAGCGGCGUCGUUCAAGGUUGAAAAAGGAAAUGGAAAAAUCUUAGGAGGUUCCCUGUCGAAAUUGGUGUCGGCUGUGGACAAAAGGACGAAUUGCAUGUUCAUCCGACCGCUGCUUGAUGUUUCGAAAAAGGAAAUUGCCGUCUACAACUAUUUGUGCGAAGUUGACAAGUUUUGUGUGCAACUCAAGGAAAGGAACGAGCCGAAAUCGGUUCAGACCCUCACUGACAACUUCAUUCGUACUCUGGAAGCUGAGAAGUUCUAUGUAGGUGCAAAAACUGGGAGCUUAGCUUAGAAAUCCCGUGUUUCAGUCCACCAUCAACACGGUUAUGAGCACAGCGGCCAAGAUUCACAGCAAUGGAGCGGACGGAACUCCUUCAAGGUGUUCUUUGUGCCACGUGGAAUCGGAGCCCUUAUGCGCUACUUGUUCAGCAAUUCGAAAUGUAUGUAA